CGCAGAGCUGGGCUAUGAAGCAGUUUCCGGGGCCUUCGCUUCCACUUGUAAACAUGGCGGAGGAGCUGCUGGAAACCGUGGAGAGAUUGCAGUCUAGACUCUCCGAGAAUCAAGAGCCCCGAAAGCUCUUGAAGACACUGAAGAGGUUGGCAGAGCUGCCCAUGACAGUGGACAUUCUAGUGGAUACGGGAGUCGGGAAAACUGUAAAUUCUCUCCGCAAACAUGACUUAGUGGGAGAGGCGGCGAAAAGCAUAGUGGCGAAAUGGAAAAAACUUGUGCCUGACAAGCCUGCUGAACGUCCUGCUGCUCCUCCUCCUCCUCCUGUCAAAGAUGUCCGCUCACACUCACAAGCCCCGGAGCUGCACAGAGGCCACAAGCGGGCACGAGAACCCUCUCCUGAGGACAUUCGCCACACACACCGGGACGAGGAAGAAGAAGAGGAGGAGGAGAUGGAGGAUGACUACAGGCACCAUCACCGCCGUCAUGAUCAUGACGAAGAGGACAUGGUGGAUGAGGAGAUGAUGGAAGAGGAGGAGGAACCGGAGCCGGAGCUCGAGCGUGUGGUGAAUCGGUACGAGCCGCACCAUGGAUACUCCCCGUCGCCUCCCCAGGCCUACAGCCCCACGGCGCCCGGUCUCUCUGGCCAGCGGCUCGCACGCUACCAGCCUAGCAGGCCGUACGACAGUCCCUCUCCUCCGCAUGAGGAAGAGGAGGAGGAGGAGGAGGAGCCUGCUGCACCCAGCCCUCCACCACCACCACCACCUCCACAGAAGGAGGCACACAGACACAGCAAGCCCCAUCACAGAGACAGAGACAGGGAUGGAGACAGAGAAUCCGCUAGGGAUCACAGCUCCAGAGACCGGCCCAAAGACAAGGAACGCCACAAUGCUGCUUCUAGUGGCUCGGAGCAGGACAGGCGGAAACGACCGCACCAAUCGGCACCAACGACAACGUCGUCGAGCAUUGGGGAGGGCAAGAAGAGCAGUGAGCGGGAACAGACUGGUAGUAGUAGCAGCAAAAGAGAGGACAAGAAAGAGACCAGUAACAGCAAUAGAGAGGACAAACACAAGAACACACAUUCGCAACACGACAGAAAACACACAUCGCAUGACGGCAAGAAGGACAAAAAGGGAGGACGCGAUGAGAAGUCAAAGGUGAAACCUGAAACGGUGUCAUUCUCCGAGCCUCCCCACGAGGAGGAGAAGGAAGUGUUCGAGGCCCCCACCAUGUCCUUCGAGUCCUUCCUCACCUACGACGCGCCCAGCAAGAAGAAGAAGAAGCCGCUCAAGCCUCCGCAGUCUUCCUCCUCCUCCUCUUCCAAGCCUACUACUACUACUGCUUCUCCUGUCACCCAUUCCUCUUCCUCGUCCUCGGCACGCCGCUCGAAGUCACCGUCGUCAUCGUCAUCGCACCACCAGAAAUCCAGUGCUACUAAUGGUGCCAGCAGCAGCAGCAAGAGCAGCAGCAAGAGUGAGCGCAGUAGCAGUAAGCGGUCCGAGGCUGCCUCUGCUACGCCCGUCACCCCCACACCGGAGAAACGCAGAAAGGUGGUGGAUGUGAUGCCCACUCUGCCUGACAUUCCCCUGCCCGCCAUCCAACCCAACUACAGACCCCUCCCCUCCAUAGAACACACACCUGUCUCCCCUCAGAGACGCAAGGUUCCUGUGUCGAACGAUGAGGAGGAUGCUGGCUUCACAGGCCGACGGUUUAACUCUAAAAUGGUUGUCUACUCCGGCUCCAAGACGUCCUACCUGCCCAAGAUGAUGAGUUUAUAUGAGCAGUGCAUCCGAGUACUGCAAAACAACAUUGACUCGAUUGAUGAAGUCGGUGGAGUUCCGUUUGAGAUUCUGGAGCCGGUGCUGGAGCGCUGCACCCCGGAACAGCUCUACAGGAUAGAGGAUUUAAAUCAGCACUUUUUGGAGGACACGGAUGAGCUGUGGACAAAGCACUGCCAGCGAGACUUCAAGCGCGAGGCGCCGCAGGAGUACGAGUCCUGGCGGGAGCUGUAUCUGCGGAAACACGACGAGCGGGAGGAGCGCCUGCGCAUGCUCACGCAGAACAUCAGCUCCGCACACGCCAACAAACCCAAAGGACGGACGGUGAAGAUGGCCUACGUGAACUCUGUUGCCAAGCCGCCUCGUGACGUGCGUCGUCGGCAGGAGAGGUUUGGCACCAAGUCUGGCUCCUCAAUGGCCAGCGCCAGCGCCAGCUCUUCAUCUUCAACAGUCAGGAUCAAGCCGGCGAUGCCGUACACCUCCCACUCAGAUGAGGGAGGUCACUCCUCCUCCUACAGCGGUGCCGCUGAGUCCUCUCGGGCCUCCGUGUCCGGCGGGGGCUUAGGAGGAGGUGGAGGUGGAGGGGGCGGCAAUGCCCGCGCUCACCCUGAGAAGCAAGUCAAAAGAAUUGCACCAAUGAUGGCGAAGACAUUAAAGGCAUACAAGAACCGCUUCUCACGCCGAUAGAGGAAGACAGGAACUGCAGUGCAACACUGUAGUUUUUUUUUUAAACAUACUAUAGGAUUUAAGCUUUUUUUGUGUUCUGAGCCUUCCCCUAUCUGGACCUAUGAUGACUUGGUUAUAAAUGUUCUUCAGUCCCCAUUCAACCUUUUUAGUAAAAAAAAAAUACACUCGAUUAAAACUGCACACUCUCAAUGGACAAGCACACUCAUGCAGACGCCAAAUGGAUAAUGGCAUGAUGUCCUGUUUAUGUUUUAUUCAAAGGCUGGCACUACAGGUGGCUUCAGACACCAGCUUAUGAGAUUUUAAGGCAUUUUUAUUUUUUUCUUUCCAAAAGACCAAACUCAUAGCAUUCGCUACGAUGAUAUUAUUCAAUAACUCAAACUUUUUGUUCUUAAUGAGAUCACACACACACACACACCCCUGUUUUAGAGGAG
Messenger RNA from Engraulis encrasicolus (European anchovy), 2893 nucleotides. It is a transcript of the gene eloa, whose product is annotated as elongin A. Bases 15 to 2462 code for a protein of 815 amino acids. Gene Ontology annotation, cellular component: elongin complex; nucleus. Gene Ontology annotation, molecular function: protein binding. The record is from RefSeq and is a predicted model, not a curated record. Gene Ontology annotation, biological process: transcription elongation by RNA polymerase II. Lineage: Eukaryota; Metazoa; Chordata; Actinopteri; Clupeiformes; Engraulidae. The transcript has 12 exons.